Molecule: messenger RNA, 5479 nt
Organism: Pecten maximus
Lineage: Eukaryota; Metazoa; Mollusca; Bivalvia; Pectinida; Pectinidae
Product: pleckstrin homology domain-containing family A member 8-like
Exons: 12
Coding region: 298-1965 (555 amino acids)
Biological process (GO): intermembrane lipid transfer; ceramide transport
Cellular component (GO): cytosol; cytoplasm; membrane
Molecular function (GO): ceramide 1-phosphate binding; ceramide 1-phosphate transfer activity
Source: RefSeq, a predicted model, not a curated record
CAAGGUGAAGGUUUACUUGGAAAUGUGUGAGUUGGCGAUGUGGAUGAGAAACCAGCUGUUUACUUUAUAUAUAUGCAAAGAUCAAUAUGAGGUGUGAUCAAGUGGAAUAAGUUGUACCCGACAAACUUAGACAAGACGACUGUCCAAAAUGGACGACAGGGAGUCAUGUUUAUGUGCUGACAUGAAGGGGCGGACAACCAUCUCGUAAUCUGGUCGUUUGAACUGUCACAGCAUCACGCCACCCGACAAAAUUUGUGAAUUCACGUGCCCGCAAGGAGACACAAUCGCGUGGCCAUAAUGGAGGGUCUGCUUUGGAAGUGGACAAAUUACAUGAGUGGCUGGCAGCCAAGGUGGUUUGUGUUGGACAACGGUGUACUGUCUUACUAUAAGUCCCAGGAGGACGUUAUCAAUGGGUGUAAGGGAUCCUUACAGAUGGCCGUCUGUGAUAUAUCAGUACACAGUACCGAUCAUACUAGACUGGACCUGAUCAUUCCACACGAACAGCAUUUUUACAUCAAAGCCUCAUCUCCACAUGAACGUCAAAGAUGGCUGGUCGCUAUGGGAACAUGCAAGGCAUCUUUGACCAAUGGCAGACCAUCUGAGGAAAUGGGUGAAAUAUCUCCAGACAUUGUCCGGACAAAGAAGUCAGAAUUACGACUUUACUGUGAUCUGCUGAUGCAGCAGGUCCACUCCGUGAAGAUUGCUGUCCAUGAAAGUCAGCCUAAUGUCAAGCAGCUGGACGAGGCCACAUCACUCCUUGGUGCUACCUGUGAUACUUUCAUUCAAACUUUGGAUGAUUGCAUGAAAAUUGCGAAUGCCAGCAUUGCUUACGAAACUUCGCCAAAACCAGUACGAGAUGUCCAACUUGUGCUACCUCAGAAACCUCUUAAAAAGGGGGAGAGGCUGUCUACUUCUGGAAGACCGUUAUCAGCAGAAUCAAGAUUUGUUAAAACUUCACCACUUCCAAGGGACAGUUUGCCAUCUUUUCAAAAAAACUCGAAUCGCAGACGAACAGCUUCAGAAAACUCUUACUCAGACCAGUCUUUGUCCGACCACUCAAUAGAUGCAAACCGUGACCAGAUAGAUAAUGAUAGAAAUUUAAGUGGGAGACUUCCUGUUACAAUGGAAACUGAUUCGCUCAGUAAAUUGUUAACUUCUGUUAGUCCGCAUUCCAGAGUGUCAAAAACUAAUGUGGAUUCCAGCUUGGAUUAUGGUUUUAAAAAAAUGGAAAAUGGUGUAUCAUCCCUGGAGAACUCCAGUGGGAAGUCAAUAUCCUCUACAAGUAUAAACAGUGAAGAAGAAUUCAAAGAUGCCAUAGAUGCAAAAAUUCCUACAUUUUUUUCCAUCAUGAAUCCAAGCUUUAUGGAUAUAAAGUUUGAAGAUGAUGGAGGAAUUCCUGUUGAACCCUUCCUGAGGAGCUGUCGAUCACUUGUGCCUAUAUUUGACAAGUUCAAUGCUACAACAUUUGCUCCGGUGAAGAUGGAUUUUCAGGGAAAUAUACGUAAAAUGCAACAAAAGUAUUCUACAAAUCCAAGCGAGUUCUGUACACUACAACGUAUGGUGUUAUUUGAGAUACAGUCUCAACAACACCACCUGUCCAGCUCAGCCACUGUAGCACUGCUGUGGAUGAAAAGGGGCCUGGAGUUCAUCAGGGAGAUAUUUCGGGAGAUGGUUGAUGGACAGCCAGACCUUUGUCUAGCAGUCAACAAUGCCUACAGCCGGACACUCAAACCAUUCCAUGGAUGGGUAGUGCGGGGCGUUUUUGCUGUGGCAGUGAAGGCUCUACCAUACAAGUCAGUCUUCAUCACACAGCUCAGUGCACCAGGACAUACAGGUGAGGGGUCGCUCUUCAUCCAGUCUCUAAUGGCCGACCUCGAAAACUACUGUGCUGCACUGGAUGAAGUGCUCCGGAUCCUGAAGGACUUUUACAAAUCACAUUCUCUUGACAACGAUGAACAAAUUUGAUUGGUUUAUUUUACUCUUGUUACAGAGCUUGUCACAAAUUAUCGAAUUCAGGAUAUGGUAUUUUCUGUUAACAUUUUAAAGUACUUAGUGUACAUGUUGUAUUUGUGUUAAAAUGAAGAUGUAAUCCUCAAUCUGCCUGACAAAAAUAUCUAUUCUAACACUACUUGGAUGUACACACAUUAAAAUACUUAUACCAGGAAACUUUUAUUCACUGAAAAAACAUUAGAAUUUGUCCCCAGCAAUAUUUGAGAUGUUAACAGUUGGAAUAGAGAAACUUUUGCUACAUCGUUCUUCUUGCCCACUUCCUUAUGAGAGAAAAGGGCAAAAAUUAAAUGUUUGGGAAAUUUUUCCCAUAUACUUCUGGUAAAUUCAGAAAAAUACAAGUAAAAAUGAAAAAAAGUUGCCUGCCAGUUGAAAUAAGUAAACAUAUUAAUUUGAUAAUCUAGUGGCAAUUUUUAAAAUCAAAUCCAAAAGCUAAAAAAAUCUAUUAAGAAAUUUGUAUAGGGGCAAGAGGCAUAUCCCAAUAUAUAAAAAAGGCACUUUUUUCAUGAGUUAUUGUGAAAUUAGAAUUUAUCAGAAAUAGAUGUGAGAGAGAUCAUUGUGUUGUGAAGUUAAAUUGAGGGCAUUAGAUUGGUAAAAGCUGACAAUUGUCGCAGAAUUUCAUAAAAAAAAUAUUUGCCUACAUUUUAUUAUUUUGAUAAAACAACAACAACCUCAUUUUUCCAUUUCCUGCAAUAUUUAUGUUUUUUUUUUUCAAUUUUGCUUCUUACAAAAUCAGCCCACUUAAAUGAAAACUUGAUAAAGCUCGUGUUUGAGAUGAAAACAAAUUAUCUGUCUUAAAAUAUGAACUUUCCAGCAUUUGUAAAACUACAUUAGAUAAUAUACAUGUAUUUUAAAAGAAUGUUGAGUAAUUAGUGACUGGUUCUGAGAUUGUUCUUACAUUAGGGACCAUUUUACUUCCCAUUAGACCGACAUUCAUAACUUAAUUCAGAGGUUUUAUUUAAUAUGUAGACAUGGAAUCCGGAUGACACAUCUUCCUCUCAUUAAGUUCCAGGUUAAUUGUCAUUAAAUUCCGAUAAUUUGUCAUUAAGUUCCAGGUUAAUUGUCAUUAAGUUCCAGGUUAAUUGUCAUUAAAUUCCAGGUUAAUUGUCAUUAAGUUCCAGGUUAAUUGUCAUUAAAUUCCAGGUUAAGUUCCAGGUUAUUCAUAGUUUAAUGUGAAACAGAUUUAAUUCAAUAUAAUUAAAAUGAUUGUUCAGGACUGCUGUGCAAAUAUCUAUUUUUUUUUGCCUCAUACUUUUUGCUAAAAACUUCAAAAAAAUAUUGAACUCAUAAAAGACAACCCUUACAUUACACACAUUAUUUACAGUUGUAUUCCAAAUAUUUCUGAUUAUCUAUCUGCGGUCGUUUUUUAUGACUAAGACAAAGAUAAAAGAUAAACCUCUUUGGUCCAGUCCUUUGAGUUAAGAAUAUAAAAACUUUAUUUUAUAACAUUUGCUACACAAGUAAUGUCAACUGAUGAUAUAAAUCAUUCGGCCCUGAUAUGGUAGGGAGCAGGGGGUCUUAGUGUGGGAGGCAACUGGAGUACCCAAUUGGUCACACAUUUGAGUUUUCUUGACAUGGUACACAAUAUACCGGGGUAAUGUAAUCUUUAGAAUUAAGCUACAAUUUGCAUCUUUUAUUAGGUCACCUGAGACAAAGUAAGGUUGUGGCUUAGUAAGAUAUUUCCAUGUUAAUAUUGUUUAAGGAUUUUAUUGGCAAUUUUCUUUCUAUGAUGGUAGCAACAUACUACUUAAAUGUCUGUAAAAUCAUUUUCCUAGCUCCUACCAUGAAUUCUUUGAGGAUCUUAACUUUUAACAUUUUUUUUUAUAAAUUAUUAUUUGAGCUGUACUUAAUAACAGUAUGCUAACUAUGCUUUCUAAUGCCAUGUAGUGUGCUACAGAAAAAAACAUCAUUGUAGAAUUAAAGUUCAGACUGAUUUUCUGAUUUAUUUUUAAGACAUAAGGGAAAUCGAUUCCAACACAUGGCUUGCUACUUAGGUAAGUGUGAUAGGUCCUCAUUCAGAUGUAUGUGUGUAGUAUGAUGUACAUUGUACAGUGAUAUACUGUAACACUUAUUGAAGUCUUGUAUUACUGGUUCUUAAGUUUCAUUUGUUUGGGAAUAUCACAUUAUAUUACUACCAUAUUGUACCCCAGACUGUAGGAACAGAUUAUAUUACUACAGUAUUGUACCCCAGACUGUAGGAACAGAUUAUAUUACUACCGUAUUGUACCCCACACUGUAGGAACAGAUUAUAUUACUACCAUAUUGUACCCCACACUGUAGGAACAGAUUAUAUUACUACCGUAUUGUACCCCACACUGUAGGAACAGAUUAUAUUACUACCAUAUUGUACCCCUCACUGUAGGAACAGAUUAUAUUACAACCAUAUUGUACCCCUCACUGUCGGAACAGAUUAUAUUACUACCGUAUUGUACCCCUCACUGUCGGAACAGAUUAUAUUACUACCGUAUUGUACCCCACACUGUAGGAACAGAUUAUAUUACUACCAUAUUGUACCCCACACUGUAGGAACAGAUUAUAUUACUACCAUAUUGUACCCCACACUGUAGGAACAGAUUAUAUUACUACCGUAAUGUACCCCACACUGUUGGAACAGAUUAUAUUACUACCAUAUUGUACCCCUCACUGUAGGAACAGAUUAUAUUACUACCGUAUUGUACCCCACACUGUAGGAACAGAUUAUAUUACUACCAUAUUGUACCCCACACUGUAGGAACACAUUAUAUUACUACCGUAAUGUACCCCACACUGUUGGAACAGAUUAUAUUACUACCAUAUUGUACCCCUCACUGUAGGAACAGAUUAUAUUACUACCGUAUUGUACCCCACACUGUAGGAACAGAUUAUAUUACUACCAUAUUGUACCCCACACUGUAGGAACACAUUAUAUUACUACCAUAUUGUACCCCACACUGUAGGAACAGAUUAUAUUACUACCGUAUUGUACCCCACACUGUAGGAACAGAUUAUAUUACUACCGUAUUGUACCCCACACUGUAGGAACAGAUUAUAUUGCUAAACAUAUUGUACCCCACACUGUAGGAACAGAUUAUAUUACUACCGUAUUGUACCCCACACUGUAGGAACAGAUUAUAUUACUACCGUAUUGUACCCCACACUGUCGGAACAGAUUAUAUUACUACCAUAUUGUACCCCACACUGUCGGAACAGAUUAUAUUACUACCGUAUUGUACGUACCCGACACUGUCGGAACAGAUUAUAUUACUACCGUAUUGUACCCCACACUGUAGGAACAGAUUAUAUUGCUAAACAUAUUGUACCCCACACUGUAGGAACAGAUUAUAUUACCAGACCUGCCAACUACUACUAUUUUAUAGUAAUCUUUACUAUUUUGUGGUGGUCGUUACUCUUUUUUCUCUUGAAAUAGUAGCAAAUUACUCUUUUUGAUGCAAUAGAUUUGGCAAGAAUUGUUAAGAAUUACUCUUUUUUUGCU